AAGAUUCCUAUCACCGGAUGUUGAUUUUUAAUGGCGGUCGGUGGUCGUUGCAUUGAAUGCUGCAGUCAUGUCACAAAAAUUUAAACGACCAUCUUCUGCAAGAAGGCACAUAAAACUUGAUACGUUUUCAUCUUUUGUCAGUGGAUCCAGGUUAAGAACAGUACAGGAGUUACUGAAGUCUGAGGAACAUGACAACAAGCCUGAUGCGAUUCUUUGUAUUGCAGGAAUAGACAGUCGUUAUCAUGAAGGAAGCACAGAGUUCAUCGAUUACUUAUUAUUUGGAUUCUUUGAACGUAGAAAGGCAGAGCUUGAACAGUCUGGCUUUGAUGAAGAAGUUAUUGAUGACAUUGUAGAUCAAAUUAACUUGAUAUUGCUGAUUAGAAGACAUGAAGUGGACAUAUAUUGUAACCCUAUCAAUUACCACUACCUCUUACCAUAUGUGGCACAUUGGAGAAACCUACGAUUCCAUUGUUUGUCAGAUUCAGAGUAUGAAGAUGAAGAGGCGGCAGAAGAAUUUAAAAUCCAGUCCUUCAUUGCCAUGGUACAGGGUGUGAGGAAAGUUGGUAUUCCUCAUAAUGUGUUGGGGCAUCCUGCUAAAUUUGAUCACAUGAUGAUUGAGAAAUGGCCAAUCAUCCAAGCAUAUGCAUUAGAGGAUUAUAAAGGAGGAGGAUUCUUCACAUUGCAGUAUGAGGUGGUUGACAUUGGACCACUACUCUCUGACAUAUACAGUCUGAUGGAUCCUUGUGCCUUGGAAGUGCUCCUCACAGAGCAAAUGACCCAGUUUGAAAGACAAUGGCAGACCUUGAUAGAUAAUCUGAACAUCAACAUAUCAACUGGUAUAGGCAGACUCACAGAGAAUAAAGUGUGUGAGCCACUCUGGAGUUAUUUUAAACAUGGAAAAGUAGCAUCCCAAGAAACUAACACCAUAGAAAGACAGAGACAACCAUUUGUUUUGUGUGGAACAAACAGUCGACGCAUCAUACUGGAUGAUGUCCGGCGCUGCAAAACAUCAGUUAAUUCGGAAAUCUCUCAAUGUGGCAUCAACGAUGGACCUCCAAAGUUUAUGGUGUGUCAUGGGAUAUCUCCAAGAGGUCCACUUUGUUGCACAAGAACAUAUUUCUUUAACAGCGAGGAGAACCAGCUUGGUGCUAAAACCACGCAGCCAAAUAAAGUAGAGGGCAAUAGCCCAGCAGAUGUUGGAACGACCAAGGAAGACCAAGAUAAAAAAAUGCUGGUCGAUAUGUAUUCCAUAAUGAUUGACAGUGUGCUAGAGGGAAUUAAACAGUAUUCAAAGACACUCAGUGUGCACAAGACUCGUGCCAGAGUGGUGGAUCAGAUUUGUGAGGGGUGUAAGGCCUACCCUGUUCUUACCAAAUAUAUUCAGAGAAGAUCAGAUAUUGUGUUCACUUUGGAAGCUUAUGAUCAGGAUGGCAGGAGUCAACCAGUGGAGGAGGGAAGUCGUAGCCUCUUGUUGAAGUCAGCUGGUGUUUGUCUCUAUGAUGUACCCAGUACACUCAUUCCAGGGAAAACGCUGGGCUCUCUUGUUUUCUCUGAAAUUUUCCAGGACUCGGUCAUCUCUGUACAGAAAGAAGAUGGGACUCUAGAACUUAGUGGAGAGAGCUUAAUUCUAACUUCCAUCAUACCUAGGUACAGGAGCUGGCCACUUGCUAGUAAGGUGGAGCCCACUGGAUUUCUACAUAACCUUACAAAGUAUGGCCGCCUCUUGUGUCCAGGAGAAACGUUUAGAGUUUGUACAGAUCAAAGUCUCACACUGCCAGCCACUGAGGUGGAACUCUUUGCCUACGAGGCUGCCAUAGUCCUUGUCUUUCAGAGAGCCAACAUUUUGCUUCUGGAUAAAGAUAAUAUUAAAUCAAUGCAGAUGUAUGUUGGAGAAUCUUCAGAUGCUAUUUCUGUACUUAUGGUGGAAGUUUUCUCAUCCACAAGUAUCCCAGCAUUCCUUCAGUCAGAGAACCAUAUUCUGUACAUCUCAAUGUUCCCGAAGUCUAAAGCCAAAUUAACUCUUUUCCAAGAGGUAUUACCUGAGUGGAAGUCACAUGACAGUUUGCCACAUGUGGACCCCACAGAGAGCAUCCCAGAAUCCUUCCAACAAAUUGCCAAGCAAUUACAACUAGAAUUUGACAGCGAGCAUCAUCCAACGACAGCUUAUCAUCACAUCAGAGGAAAAUUCUCUAAUCUCGACAGAUUCAUGACUCAUUUUAGUGUUAGUAAUGUGACCUCACUUCCUAUAACAUCAUUACCCAUCAUGCUUCAGGAGGCUGAAGAUGUGGGAACUAGUCUAGAGGAAGACAGGGUAACCAACGAAACAUUCCAUGGGAUUACUGUGACAGUGAUCGGGGGAAUUCCAGGAAGCCAUAAAGAACAGCUGUGUGACACAUUACUGUAUCUCACAGAAGGUCACAUCAGAUGGACAGUAUUGAGGCAAGGAACUGGGGACACAAAAUCCCUAAUCAACGGUGAAUUACAGAACACACUGUCUAAAAUGUGGAAUUCAAUGAGAAGACGACUCAGUUCAUCGGAGACCAGUAAUAGACUUCUCCUUGUCACUCCAGGGUUUACUGAUAUAAUAGAUGUGUUAUGUGCCAUUUUGAAUCAUUCCAAUCCAGAUGUACAGCAGCAUGUCCGUAUUGGGUCUGUUACGGUUUGCAUUGAUCCCUUCAUUUCAUUCAUGGAACACAGGAUAACAUUCCCAAACCUACUGAACCAGUGUGCUCAAGGCUUUGUCAACAACAUUCUGAUUACCUCAGCUACCUCCAUACAACAGAACUCUAGUCUAGAAGAAAUCCAGACCUUGUUACGCAGUGUCAAUCCUGAUGUCACUUUCUUCCUUGCCGAAAAGGGAAAUGUGAAAAGGAGCAUGGAUGUAGAUGCCAUUUUGUCCGAAACAGCUUUUAUGGAGAACAAAAAAGUGAGAGCUAGAGAAAUGCUUUGUCCAGGAUGGUCUCAGGGACUGUACAAGACACCUCCUCUCUCAUUUACCAUGCAGGACACAGAACUGACCUUCUCACAACCCCUAGUGAGGAAUGUCUUCAUCAACAAACUCAGGGGACUGAAAAGCCAGUUGACUCACUAUCCAUUCUCAGGAAACAUCUUUUUGGUGCAAGGAUAUGUGUCCUUUACAGAUUCGGAGGAGUUAAUGGAUGUUCUGUACAAUGUGAAAUCUGACCACUUGGCAGUGACCAAACACAUGGACAAGCCCAACAUUAAUGGUGAUGGUCAUCAUCUUUCUCGUAAUAAGUACUGCUUGGUGUUCACUGGACCCAAGUUACAGGUCAACCAGAUCAAAGACUGGCUUAGGACUUGUGGAAGACAAAAACCAGAGCUGAAGAAACCAAUAACAAAAAAAGACCUGACAAAAGAGGAAAUCAAAAAGAUUCAUAAACAGCACCAUUUGGACCCUUUGCCAGCUGGAUGGUUCUACAAUGGAACACAAUUUGUCAGUUUUGAUGGAGAAAAACAGGAUCUUCAUCCAAGUCUGGAGACAUUUAUCCAAGAAUACAUUGACAGCAAGAACAAAGAAAUACAAGAAUACAAUGACACAGUGAGAAAGAAUGCCAGCCAGUAUGUUGAUCUGUUUGCCUGAAUUAAGGACUUCAAAUGUUUCACUUACUUUGCAUUGUUUGACUAUUACCAAUUGAGUUCAUUCCCCAUUGUCUGGAAGAAUGUGAUGGAAGACUGAGAUCUGUUAAGUUAUUGUUGACUGAUUCUGGUGUUGUUUCUGAAUUUUCUUCAUAAAUGGAAUUCUGUAAGAUUUGAUUCCAUGUUCAUUGUGUGUUUACUUAUUGACAUUAAAGUAUUUGAGUGCUAUAAGAAAAAUUUCAGACAUACAUGUUUUCAGUGUUAUUUCAAUUAAGGUAUUCUUUUUUGUGACUCAGUCCACGUGCUUAUUAAGAAAUCCGUUGAUGUUUAUGCAUUUAAUGCUAAGAUUGUUACUGCUUUGUGUUACAAUAUGCAACUGUGCAAAAACCAGAAGUGUUUCUAGGUUUUCUAGAUUUUUUUUUAUAAAAAUUAGUGAUACUGCUUAAUAAAUUGCUUUUUUGUAAUUUAAAUAUCACAACGUUGUAUAGAUAAGUACAUCCGUCCAAUCUAUAUACAAGAAUAUUCAUCCAAAAAGUGAUGUGAUAUCUAGCGUAACCAUAAGAAUAAGAGUUUUUUUGUUUUUUUUUUUUAACUUAAAAGUGAUAUUUAUAUAUGAAUAUGCUUGAAAAUAGAUACCUUUAAUAAUGUCAAUGAGAGAAAAGGGAGAAAUGUUUGCUGUUGUUGAUUUGAACUGUUUGCCAAUUUUUAAAGUGCUUGUUAGAAAUAUUUUAAUGCUCAAUACUUUUCUGUCAAAUCUGUAUUUAAAAUCAUCUACAUUACUGAUAGAUUAAAGCUGAUGUAUCUGGUAAGCUGAAAAUUCUAAUUUAAACAGUACAUGUCUUAUAUAGGAAAUUCUAUUGCUGUUUUUAGGUCACCUGGGUCACUCAGAUGACCGUUUACUAUCUGUUUUCAUCCGUCAUUGUGCAACAUGCUUCUUGUGUCAAAAAGUGCUAACAUUUGAAUAUUUUCAGCUUCUUUUCUAGAACUGCCAAACCAAGCACUUCCAAAAUUAUAAAGUUCAUGGCCCCAGGAUUAGGAGUUUUGGUGUAAGUGCAGGGCUCUCUAGAUCAUAUAAUGAAAAUGCAUAAAUUCUUCUUUUUUUUUUAAUUUGCUGAUUGGUAUUUAGUGAACAGAUUUCAUAGUGAUGAAAAGCAAGGGUGCCUCAUCCAAAAUUGAAAUUCAUAGCCCCUGAGUCAGGAUCAGUUUUGGUGUAAGGGCAGGCUAUAUUGAUUAUACAGCAAAACUUGGUUAUAAUGAAGUCACUGGGAUCUGUAAAAUUAUUUCACUAUAUCCAUAAUUUGUUACAUCCAUAUAAGGAAUUCAUAAACUGUUUAUUGCUGGGGAUCCAAAAAAAGUUCACUUUAUCAAUGAAUCUGCAAAGUCCAUGUUCUCUCUAAACAAGGUUCACUGUAUAAUAGUGAAAAUGCAUUAUUUCUUUGCAAAUCUUCUUCUCUCCUUGGGUAUUAGCAAACAUACUAAGUACUUGGUUAUGAUGAGCAAGGGUACCUCUUCCAAAAAUUGUGAAUAUCAUGGCCCCUGGGUCAGGGAUUCUAGUGUUAGGGUGGGGCUCUAAUAAUUAUAUAGUGAAAAUGCAUUAAUUGAAAAUCUUCUCUGCUCUUUAGCAUUUAGGAGGCAAACGGAGUACAAAGUUGUAAUGAGCAAGAGUUUUCUUAUCAGAUUUUUGAAAUUCUGGGACCCCUUUGUCGUGUUCUGGUGCUGGGAAGGGCUCUUAUAGAUCUUAAGGAAAUUUGUACUCUAUUGAGAGAAGUCAUUCCCAUUAAUUAUUCAUGCACCUUUGAUAAUUAAUCAAUGUAAAUGUUGUAAUUGGUAGGUCAGUUGAAUAAAAAAAGUCGUACACAAAUUUUUGUUACAAAAAGUACUUUGUUUUUAAUGGUCAGAUAGACUUGUAAAUAAAAGAUAAAUAAAAAUUAGAAAUACUUUUUUGUACAUUAAAUGUUAAGGAGGGAUUCUUGUCUGGUUUCUGAUUAGAUGAAAUAUUCAAAGUAUAUUUGCUUAUAUGUUUUAAAUAUUUAGAUAUAAGAGAUUUAAAAGAUCAUAUUUUUCUUUCCUCAUCACAAUUGUACAACUUUAAAUAGAAAUGGUAAACUGAGUUUGAAAUCUAGCAGGGACUAUAUUUUUGGCAGAAUGGCGGCGUAUGAAAAUAUCUUCUUUUCUGCCCCUCAAAAUAAUUAUAGAACAAUGAAUUUAGUUAUAAUUUUUACACAAUCAAAGACUUGGAGAAAAAUUUUAAAUGUAAGUUAAAUUAAUAAUAAGGGACUGACUAAAGUUUUAAAAUAUAUCAAAUAAAUAUGAUUUUCCAAACAAACUACAAUUACGUUAGCUUUUAAAAGCCUCCAAUCUAAGUUCAGAUUUGAGUCAAAAAUUCCCUUACCAAAAAUACUGCCUUUCUGCAAACAUUUGCUGCAAGUCUGCAGCAAACAUUGCUGCAAACCUGCUGCAGACAUUGCUGCAAGCUUGCGGCAAUGAAGCUAAAGAAACCAUGACAGC
Molecule: messenger RNA, 6105 nt
Organism: Saccostrea echinata
Lineage: Eukaryota; Metazoa; Mollusca; Bivalvia; Ostreida; Ostreidae
Product: dynein axonemal assembly factor 9-like
Exons: 40
Coding region: 68-3601 (1177 amino acids)
Source: RefSeq, a predicted model, not a curated record